Messenger RNA from Trachemys scripta elegans, 6562 nucleotides. It is a transcript of the gene SLITRK3, whose product is annotated as SLIT and NTRK like family member 3. Gene Ontology annotation, molecular function: protein binding. The transcript is spliced from 2 exons. NCBI's taxonomy places the organism in Eukaryota, Metazoa, Chordata, Testudines, Emydidae. Gene Ontology annotation, cellular component: postsynaptic density membrane; GABA-ergic synapse. Gene Ontology annotation, biological process: positive regulation of synapse assembly; regulation of presynapse assembly; axonogenesis. The record is from RefSeq and is a predicted model, not a curated record. The coding region runs from base 567 to 3422 and encodes 951 amino acids.
AAUCUGUACAGUCAGGGCUUCCCAAAUGCGCGCCCCCGACCUGGUGCCAAGCGCGCCCCCUUCAUUUGUUCCCCUUCUUGAAGCUCAUUUUCAUGACGUGGAAAAGCCUGAUCCAGGGCAACAACACCACACACACACACACACACACACACACGGAGAGAAAGAGAGAGAAGCCCGAGAUUCUCCGCUGUGAUUGAGCCUCCCUCCCUCUCCCUCCCAACGAUGUGCUGCUGGUGCCCAGAGAAAGCAGCAGCCCCAGAGCUGGGAGCCUGCAGCAGCCCCCUUCUCCUCCCUCCUCCAUUGAGUGUGCCAAACAGCAGCUCUGCAUCCUAAAGAAGCUCAUUGAGGAGCUCAUUGCAUUCCCAACACGUUUCAGGCUUGCUUGCUUGCUUUUUUUUUUUUUCCUUUUGCCUCAGCCUCAGCAGGAGUAGAGAGAGAGAGAGAGACAGAAAGAGACAGAGUGAAACCAGCAAUCCUUAAACUCGAGCUUUUAAAAAUUGUAUUUAUUUAUUUAUUUUUAGACGUGCUAAAAUCUCUCCUGCAAACCGUUUUGUAAUCAGCCACAAAUGAUGAAACCUUCCACGGCAGAGACUCUCCAUAAAGGAAGGAUGUUGUCGGUAAUUCUUCUAAGCACAAUUGCUCUAGCAUGGACUACACCAAUUCCCUUGAUAGAGGACUCAGAGGAAAUUGACGAGCCCUGCUUUGAUCCAUGUUACUGUGAAGUAAAAGAGAGCCUUUUCCAUAUACAUUGCGACAAUAAAGGAUUUAUAAAUAUUAGUCAGAUAACAGAGUCGUGGUCAAGACCUUUUAAACUUUAUCUGCAGAGGAAUUCCAUGAGGAAAUUAUACACUAACAGUUUUCUUCAUUUGAACAAUGCUGUGUCUAUUAACCUUGGGAACAAUGCACUGCAGGACAUUCAGACAGGAGCCUUUAAUGGGCUCAAAGUUCUGAAGCGAUUGUACCUGCACGAGAAUAAAUUAGACAUUUUCAGAAACGACACUUUCCUGGGUUUGGAAAGUCUGGAAUAUCUGCAGGCAGAUUAUAAUGUCAUUAAACGGAUUGAAAGUGGGGCAUUUCGAAAUCUGAGCAAACUCAGAGUCUUGAUCUUAAAUGACAACCUUAUCCCCAUGCUACCCACCAACCUAUUUAAAUCUGUGUCCUUAACUCAUUUGGACUUGCGGGGAAAUAGGUUAAAAGUCCUUUCCUAUCGAGGGAUGCUGGACCAUAUUGGCAGGAGCCUGAUGGAAAUCCAGCUCGAGGAGAACCCUUGGAACUGUACCUGUGAGAUUGUGCAGCUGAAAAGUUGGCUGGAGCGCAUACCUUACACUGCCCUUGUGGGAGACAUAACCUGUGAGACCCCCUUCCACUUCCAUGGUAAGGACCUGAGGGAAAUCAAAAGGAGUAAACUCUGCCCCAUGCUGUCUGACUCCGAAGUCGAGGCCAGUCUGGGGAUUCCUCAGUUGUCAUCUAGCAAGGAGAACGCCUGGCCUACUAAGCCUUCCUCCAUGCUAUCCUCCUUCCAUUUCACUGCUUCCUCUGUUGAGUACAAAACAUCCAAUAAGCAGCCCAAACCCACCAAGCAGCCCAGAGUGCCCAAACCUCCCCCUACAUCCCGAGGCCUGUAUCCUGGGCCAAACCAGCCUCCUAUAGCUGCCUAUCAGACAAGGCCCCCAAUCCCCAUCAUAUGCCCUACUGGGUGCUCUUGUAGUUUGCACAUCAACGACUUGGGCCUGACAGUCAAUUGCAAGGAGAGAGGAUUUCACAACAUCUCCGAGCUCCUGCCCAGGCCCUUGAACGCCAAGAAGUUGUACCUGAGCGGCAAUUUGAUACAGAAAAUCUACCGCUCGGAUUUCUGGAAUUUUUCUUCCUUGGAUCUCUUACACCUUGGGAACAACCGUAUCUCCUACGUGCAGGACGGGGCUUUUAUUAACCUGCCUAACCUGAAGAGCCUGUACCUGAACGGCAAUGACAUCGAGAGGCUGACUCCGGGCAUGUUCAGGGGCUUGCAGAGCUUGCAUUACCUGUACUUCGAGUACAACCUGAUCAGGGAGAUCCAGCCCGCAGCCUUCAGCCUCAUGCCCAACCUGAAGCUGCUCUUCCUCAACGACAACCUGCUGCGGACCCUGCCCACCGAUGCCUUUGCGGGUACCUCCCUGGCCAGGCUCAACCUGAGGAACAACCACUUCCUCUACCUGCCUGUGGCCGGGGUGCUGGAGCACCUCCACGCCAUCGUGCAGAUCGACCUCAAGCUCAACCCCUGGGACUGCACCUGCGACCUGGUGCCGCUCAAGCAAUGGAUCGAGACCAUCAGCUCGGUCAUCGUGGUGGGGGACGUGCUGUGCGCCAGCCCGGAGAACCUCACCCGCCGGGACGUGCGCUCGGUGGAGCUGGAGGCGCUGUGUCCGGAGCUGCUGCACGCGGCGGCCGCCUCGCCCGCCCCGCCAGGGGGCAAGCCCAGCCCCACCAGUCCCUCGGCCUACGAGCUCUCCCCGGCCGGCGCCGCCGCCGUGCCGCUCUCCGUGCUCAUCCUCAGCCUGCUGGUCCUCUUCUUCUCGGCCGUCUUCAUCGCCGCGGGGCUCUUCGCCUUCGUGCUGCGCCGGCGGCGCAAGAAACUGCCCUUCCGCAGCAAGCGGCCGGAGGCGGGGGACCUGAGCGGCAUCCACAUGCAGUGCCACCGCUUCUUCGAGGAGGGCAGCCGGGGGGCGGGCGGCGGUGGCGGCGGCGCCUCGCCGGAGAAGGCCCACCCCGUGGGGCACGUCUACGACUACAUCCCCCACCCGGUGACCCACAUGUGCAACAACCCCAUCUACAAGCCGCGGGAGGAGGAGGCGGAGCGGGGGGAGGAGGGCGGCGGCGGCGAGGCCGGCGAGCGCCUGGGGGGAGGCGGGGCGGGGGAGCAGUUCGCCGAGCCCGGCCACCAGGAGAACAGCACCCACUACAGGACCUUGCUGGAGAAGGAGAAGGAGUGGAGCCUGGCCGUGUCCAGCUCCCAGCUCAACACCAUCGUGGCCGCCAACCACCCGCACCACCACCACCCGGCCGGCGGCGGCGGGCUGGCGCUGGCGGGGGAGCUGGCGCUGGCGCCGCCCGGCUUCCCCCACGAGAAGAACGGCGGGGUGUUGCUCUUCCCGCCGGCCGGCGCCGGGCUAGACAGAGAGCGGCCGCCGCUGCCCUGCACGGUGGGCUUCGUGGACUGCCUCUACGGCACGGUGCCCAAGUUAAAGGAACUGCACGUCCACCCGCCGGGCAUGCAGUACCCGGACCUCCAGCAGGACGCCAGGCUGAAAGAAACCCUUCUCUUCUCGGCCGGCAAGGGCUUCACAGACCAAACCCCCCCAAGCGAAUACCUCGAGUUAAGGGCCAAACUCCAAACCAAGCCGGAUUACCUCGAAGUCCUGGAGAAGACAACCUAUAGGUUCUGACCCGAUAGCUUUUCUCCCUUCCCGCCCCCGUCCCGCCAGUAGCGCCCCCGGCCCCCCUUCUCCAGCCCCCGUGCAACCGCAUGAUGAGAAUAGAGAAUACAGCUGGGUGCUCUCCCCCACCAGAGGUGUGUGUUUGGAGGAAGGGCCGUUCUCAGAUCAUUAAUCAAUGAAGUGCCUUCGCAGACUUGCCAGCAGAUGUUAAUCAUUAUUUUUUAUACUGAAACUGAGACUUUGACUGUGCCAUGUCUAAGGUAUAUUAUUAUUAAUUAUUAUUAUUAUUACUACGGGGAUCUUUGUAUUGAUCCUAACGAAGUAAAUUCUAUGUCUCUUUUUUUUCCGUUGCAGUAAACUUUUUACUUUUUUUUUUUCCCCCUGGGGGUAGGGGGGAGAUGGCAUUUUGUGGCUUUCUUUCUUCUUGCCCAUCAUGGCACAGAUCCUGUACAUUUAUUUAAAACAAUCAAAUGCAGUUUGCUGCAUGCCUGGAAACUGCAAGGGGGGAGGGGCGGGGGGGGUCUUGUUCGAAUGUUCUCUCACUCUUGUCUCUCUCUUUCACAUGCACACACACGUAGACGCGUCCACACAGCUCCCCACCCCAGCCGCCAGUCGGGUCCCUAGCCUCUCCGAUCGGCUUCCCUUCCGUUCCUUUCGCUCUUCCCUCCUCUCCUCCUGGAGCGGGGGGAUUCCAUAUCCAGUGUGAAGUCAUCUGAAACGAAGAAGCCCAUUGGAUGUAACCACGUGGCGCACGCACACACACCUAGGGAUGAUCAAUGACACUUCAUGACGCCAUGAGUUUUUGGAGGACAUCCGCACUUUCUUAUUAAAACAAACCCAUACAAAUAUACAAAAAAUAAUAAUAAUAAAAAAUUCUGGGUACCUAUCACUAACGGCUUUGUAGGAAGCACUUUUAAUGUUUUCUCUCUCUCACACACAAAGAUACAAACAACAAUGUGCAUAUAUUUAUUCUGUAAUUUCAAGUGAAUAUAAAUUGUAAAGGUAAUGUUUAAUCAUUCAUUGUACAGUGAUGCGUCUGGUAUAGCUUUCCUAAUAAAAAGUUUUGAAAACAAUAUAUAGAUAUAUAGAGGAUACAAAGCUUGAACCUAAAAUUUCAGCUUACCCUCCCCCUACCGAUGAUUACUUCUCCCACCUUAAUCCUGAAAGCUAUUUUAUUAAUCACUGUUCAGUGCACUGUGAUGUUAACAGGGAAAAAAUCUGUACAACUUCUGCCACAGUACCACUUAGGACUUUACAAAAUCCGAUUUGAAACCUGUUUUUCUUCCACAUUGCACUGUAACGAUGUCAGAGUUUCUUCUAUUUAAAAAUAAGCAUCAGAAUUAACCCAAUUUCUUCUACUAAUAUUGCUAGUAGAAUCUGUGUUCUGCUACAACCUAGGAGAAAAUAAGGCAUUAGUAUUACAACUUUUCAGUGUUUAAAUUCACAUCAAUUAUAUAAGGAAAUGAGUAGAGAUUGGAGAAAGGCUUAGAUGUACAUUUGAAUAUUUGAUACAAUUGCACUUGGAAUGUUCUUUCCGCUCGUUUGGAAAAGACUGAAACAAUAUGGGAAACUCAGGCCCACUAGCUGAUGUUUGCUGGGUCUCUCCCUUGCCUUGCUGCAAUCAGAACAACUAGGGGGGUUAGGCUGAUUUUACAAAAUGUGUGUCAUUAAAAUGAUGCUGCAAAAUAGACUUGCCGCGUCACCCAGUUUACAACCCACUUAGAUCUGAGCGAAACCAAAGAAAAACGGGUUUUUCUUUUAAGGUACUAGCUGGUAUCUUGUUCCUGGUAGAUCUGGAUUGACACACAGAAAAAGCCGAGGAAAAGCUUUGUUGGGGGAGUUACCCAAUGUGGCCAGUAGAUGGCGCCGGAACUCCAGCGAUCGCAGCAAGCCUGCAGCUGAGUUGUGCCGGCCGCCCGGUACUUUCCGCUUGCACUCCUGAGUCUGUCCUUAAUAGCGUGAAAUCGUUACGUUGAAUGUAAUUCACCAGACGUCACUAAUGCCUUACAUCAAGCUAGGGAACAAAUGAAAUGGGAAUGUGAAUGUCAGCUCCUUAGCCGUGCAGUUACGCCGCUGAGGCCCUGUCCUAAAGAUCUCAAAUAAUGAAUUUUAUAUAGAAAUAUCAAAUCAAAAAUAUAUUUUGUGUUAAUAAAAACAACAAUCAUGGCAGUUUAUGAAGGUAAAUUGAAAAAUGUUUCCACUGUAUUAAAAAAGAACCCCCUGUAUCUAAUGUUCUUGUCCCUUUGGGCAUUUGUUAUGGGACUAAAUGUCCAUUCAUAAGUUGGAACUUUUUGGAUUGGGUGAGGAAAGAGAGCCUAUGUUUGCAUGGACUGAUGGGCCACAUCCAUGCCAGCUGUCCUGGUCAGGAAAAGCUGCUUCCCUUUCUCUUGUGUAACAAAAUUAUUCAACCCAGCACAUUGUAGUCCAAUGGAGUUAAAGGGUGGAUGUUCUCCCCAGAUGGCCCUAAUUAUAGGUUUGGCAGGUAUGCACAGUACAGGCUCUCAGUCUGUCUUUGAGAGCUAUGUGGGGGAAGUAGAAAACAUUUUCUGUGAAUCAAUACUAGCCCUCUGGACCUUAGAGAUAAUGCGGGGGCGGGGGUGGGUGAGGGGACAGCUUCAAAAGUCUGUAAAUCUUUGCAUCACCUCCAUAUUAUUGGUUAAUGUUAUGAACUUCCAAGUUGCCAGAUCCCUCUAGUAUUGAUGUUGGUUUCAUUAUUACUGCAUUCAGCACUAAUCUGUUUUUAAUGGAUAUUAGAAAAGCAUGCCGGUAUUUACAAAAAAUAAACAUCAAAGUGCAAGGCCAGAUUCUUCUGAUGAUAAUCAUUAUAAUUCCAUUGAUAAUGCUGCAGCAUGCAGAACAUGGAGUAUGAUAUGUCAGGUUAAAGUACAAUCCCUGGUGUGACUGGUGCUGUAUACAUUUGGGGGGGGGGGAAGCAAAACCUGAGUGUUCAUAAAUCAUAUCAAAGUGUAAGCCAAUCAUUAUAAAUAAUGUUUAUAUUUUAUUUAAACUACAAAAAGGCAAAAGCAUCUUGACUUAAAUAGAGAUAGCAAUUUCACCUGCAAAUGGUGAGGGAAUUUAUUUAUUCAGUGGAAAUAAAUUUAUUCUAUGAGAAUGGAAUUUUGUAUUAAAAGAGAGAAUUUUUUGGCUUA